CUGUAAAACAUGGCGGGGCAAAUCCCGCGACCCACCAAUGUGGAAACGACCAAUACUGGGACCACCUACCACAUCCAGGAGGAUGGCAGUAAGGUGAUCGCUGGAACCCGGCGGCCGGAUGGCACCUAUCGAAAGCCCGUGCGAGUCCGGGCAGGCUACACUCCUUUGGAGGAGAACUUGUACAAAGGUCCUGAGGUGCAGCAGCGAGCACAAGCAAGGGGAAUUCCUGGACUUGGCCCAGAGACACAACGCCCAUCUGCGAGGAGUGGUCACAUUCCUGGCAUGGCGCCGGACAGCGAACCGAAGGCAAAGCCAAAAGCAAAGCCGAAGGAGCCGAAGGAGCCGAAACCGCAGGCGCCCAAGGCGGAGGUCAAAGCAAAGGCAGCGCCCAAGGCAGAGGCAAAAGCUGAGCCUGCCAAACCGGAGAAUCGCCUGAGAAACCUCCGUAAGAAGCUUGCUGAGAUUGACGCAUUGGAGGAGCGGGCUGCAAGCGAUCUCUCAGAGGAACAAAAGCAGAAGAUCUCUCGAAAAGACGAGCUGCAAAAGGAGGUGGAAGAUUUGGAGAAGGAGAUUGCCCAACUACAAAUCUAAAAAAAGAGAAAUCAAUAUAGAUUUGAGAC
Cladocopium goreaui is the source of this 620-nucleotide messenger RNA. NCBI's taxonomy places the organism in Eukaryota, Dinophyceae, Suessiales, Symbiodiniaceae. The record is from the annotation of a GenBank genome assembly.